Messenger RNA from Toxotes jaculatrix (banded archerfish), 1777 nucleotides. RefSeq lists its product as uncharacterized. Bases 98 to 1426 code for a protein of 442 amino acids. NCBI's taxonomy places the organism in Eukaryota, Metazoa, Chordata, Actinopteri, Toxotidae. The transcript is spliced from 11 exons. The record is from RefSeq and is a predicted model, not a curated record.
UUCUUCUGUGUGGGAGACAGAUGGACAGAGAGAGAGAGGAGCAGCGUCUUUGUGUGUCGGUGUGAGUCCUUACUGACUGACUGUGUGCAGAGAGACGAUGCCGCUGUUUCUGUUGCUGUUGCUCGUCGGCGGGUCACAGGCGACUCAUUUCCUUGGGACAGUGAUGACCUACUCCCCAAGAAGUACAAGUGAUGAUGGAAGUCUCACAGUGGUCGUUCGCUAUAAGAUGAACUUUCACUUAUGUGGAUAUUCUGAUAGAUUCUCAUGCUUCAGUGGGAAUUGUGGGACUCAGAUUGCUUUUAAUUUGCGCUUGGUCUACAACGAGAGCAGUGGAGAGUGGUGUCAGACAGAGGGAAUCACGACUCUGCAGGUUCCCAGCAAUGCUCCUUUUUCUGUAUGGUUGAACAGUGGUAACUGGAUAGAUAACAUUGUAAAUGGCAUUGUAUCAUGGAGAGCCUUGACCCUGGUUGAACUGAGGAACCGAUCAGACACUGGCCAAGCCAACAGAUCACCCCAAACCACCAUACUGCCGGCUCUGAGAGUUCCUUCAAACUGUCAGAGAAAUUUCACCCUGUUGGCCUUUGACCCUGACGGAGACGAGGUUAAAUGCAGAUAUGGAAACACAUCAGAGUCAGAGUGUAACCCCUGCACACCAGUGUCUGUUCUCAACCUCUCAUCAACCUGUACUCUGUCAUUCAGCCCCACUAAUACCAGUGAUGAAGGUCCAUACGCAGUCCAGCUGGUGAUGGAGGACUUUCCCAGGCAGACUAUCGGCCUGACUCAGACUGGUGGGGUGCAGACCAUAGUAACUACGAGCGACGCUAUCAGCAAAAUACCUGUCCAGUUUGUUUUAAGAGUGGAUCCUGCUGUGCCAUCCUGCACAGAGGGGCUCUAUUUGCCCAGGUUCCUGCCUCCAACCCCGGCCAACAGAGCUCAGCUGUACACCUCAGUCGGUCAGACCCUGGAAAUCAGCAUCAGAGCAGAGGCAAACAUCUCCAUGAUCUCUGAGCUGCUGUACAGCGGGCCGCACAACAUGGUCCAGAUUACAUCAGGACCAGGACAGUUUGUCUUGCUCUGGACGCCGUCUGGGACUGAAGCUGGAGAAAGUCACCCCAUCUGCUUCGUUGUCCAAGCAGUUCACAAUUCAACCAAGUAUCACUCAGAGCUGCGAUGUGUCGUCGUCAGUGUUGGAAACAAUCCAUCACAAAACAUAACUGCAACCGCAGAGACUCCAACCACCAGUCCAGCUACAGCAGAAACCACAGCAGCAUCCCCACUAAUUGUCUUACAGAUGAGAGUAAGGGUUUCGUCUUCGUUCCAGCUCACUGAGGACUACAUCAACACUGUCCUAAUGAGGGUUAAAGAUGUAAUGGUGAGUUAUGGACUUCCACAAAGCAUCACUCUGACCUACGUGAAAACGCUCUGAACAGGUGUUACAUCCACCAGCGCCCCCUCCUGGUUCAACGUGACUCCUGCAGGAAAACAUCUUAUUUCACUGAACCAUUUUUACGAGCUUUUCCACUGCAGCUUUCUUCCUUUUUUCUUUUUUAAUUUAGAUCAAUUUCAGGGAAACGUAUUGAAAGAGGAUCAGUUUGUCUGCUGUAAACUUGGAAACUGGCUCCAGGUUUGCUUUAGGAAAAUCUGGGAUCGCUUUCAGUCACAGUCUCAGUUUUGGUCUUGAUAAAGGUUGUAAUGGAUAAAUUCUCUUUAGAGACUUUUACUUUAUAAAUAAAUGUAAAAAUGCACAAGAUUUCAAAUUAAAUUGCUGUUUACUGUC